AUGCUUUCAAUAAGGUCUCACAUCCUCAGAUCAUCAAAACGUCACAUCUCUGCCUCUGCAAAAAGACUAGCAGAAGUUGAAGUCACCGUUGACGGCAGAAAAGUUUCCGUCGAAGCAGGCUCAUCCAUCAUUCAAGCAGCACAAUUAGCCGGUGUUCAAAUCCCCCGUUAUUGCUACCAUGACAAAUUAGCCAUUGCUGGUAACUGUCGUAUGUGUUUAGUUGACGUUGAAAGAAUGCCCAAAUUGAUUGCUUCUUGUGCUAUGCCUGUACAAAAUGGUAUGGUUGUCCACACUGAUUCAGAAAGAAUUAAAAAGGCAAGAGAGGGAGUGACGGAAAUGUUGUUGGAAAACCAUCCAUUGGAUUGUCCAAUUUGUGAUCAAGGUGGUGAAUGUGAUUUACAAGAACAGUCUCAAAGAUAUGGGUCCGAUCGUGGUAGAUUUAAGGAGUUGGUUGGUAAAAGAGCUGUUGAAAACAAGGCCAUUGGACCAUUGGUGAAAACUUCCAUGAAUAGAUGUAUCCACUGUACUAGAUGUGUUCGUUUCAUGAAUGACGUUGCUGGUGCUCCUGAAUUUGGUACUUCUGGUAGAGGUAAUGAUAUGCAAAUUGGAACUUAUAUUGAAAGAAAUAUCAAUUCUGAAAUGUCGGGUAAUAUCAUUGACUUGUGUCCUGUUGGUGCCUUGACUUCGAAGCCUUAUGCAUUCAGAGCCAGACCAUGGGAAUUAAAGAGAACUGAAACCAUUGAUGUGUUGGAUGCCGUAGGAUCAAACGUUAGAGUUGAUUGCAGAGGUAUCGAAGUCAUGAGAGUGUUGCCUAGAUUGAACGAUGAUGUCAAUGAAGAAUGGAUUUCCGACAAGACCAGGUUUGCUUGUGACGGUUUGAAAACUCAGCGUUUGACCACUCCUUUGAUUAGAAAUGGCGAUAAAUUCGAAACCUCCACUUGGGAUGAAGCGUUGUCAACCAUUGCCGCCGCAUACUCCAAGAUUAAGCCACAAAAUGGUGAAUUGAAAGCUGUUGCUGGUGCUUUAGUCGAUGCUGAAUCCUUGAUUGCCUUGAAGGAUUUGGUUAACAAGUUGGGUUCUGAAAAUGUCACCACCGAUGUACCACAAGCUGUUGAUGCACAUGGUGUGGACAUUAGAUCAAACUACAUCUUCAACUCCACAAUUGAUGGAAUAGAAGAUGCUGAUCAAAUUCUUUUGGUUGGAACAAACCCAAGAUUCGAAGCUGCUACAUUAAACACAAGAAUAAGAAAAGUAUGGUUGAGAUCAGGCUUGGAAAUUGCAUCCGUUGGUCAAGAAUUUGACUCCACUUUUGAUGUUACCAGAUUGGGUGACAACGUCAAUGAUCUCAAAAAGGCACUCGAGGGUGAAUUUGGUGCAAAAUUAUCCAAGGCUUCAAAACCAUUAAUCAUUGUUGGUUCAGGUGUGGCCGACUCCAAGGACGCUCAGGCAAUUUACAACACCGUGGGUGAAUUUGCAUCAAAACACAAAAACUUCAACACUGACGAAUGGAACGGUGUCAACUUGUUGCAUCGUGAAGCUUCAAGAGCAGCUGCAUUGGAUAUUGGAUUCCAAAACUUGUCCACUGAACAAUCUGCAGCCACUCCGAAAUUCAUUUAUUUGUUAGGUGCCGAUGAAAUCUCCAACGCAGAGAUCCCAAAGGAUGCAUUUGUCGUGUACCAAGGUCAUCACGGUGAUGUUGGUGCUUCAUUCGCCGAUGUCAUUUUGCCUGGUUCGGCGUACACUGAGAAAUCCGCCACUUAUGUAAACACUGAAGGAAGAACCCAAAUUACUAGAGCUGCAACCAACCCACCUGGAGUAGCACGUGAGGACUGGAAGAUCAUCAGAGCCUUGUCUGAAUACUUGGGUGCUGCAUUGCCAUACGACGAUCUUGUGUCUGUAAGGUUGAGAUUGGGUGAAAUUGCCCCACAUUUGGUAAGACACGAUGUUGUUGAGCCUGUUUCUUCUGAAAUUGCUCAAAUUGGAUUCCUUGACUUGGUCAACAAGAACAAGAAUGCUAAAGCUAUUGGUGAGCCUUUGAAGAAUCCAAUUUCAAACUUUUACUUUACCGAUGUCAUAUCUAGAUCUUCACCAACCAUGGCUAAAUGUGUUGCUGCAUUUGGUGCUAAAAUAGACAAAAUAAAGGAUGAAAAACCUGCCAUCAACUUUUAA
Molecule: messenger RNA, 2169 nt
Organism: Lodderomyces theae
Lineage: Eukaryota; Fungi; Ascomycota; Pichiomycetes; Serinales; Debaryomycetaceae
Exons: 1
Coding region: 1-2169 (722 amino acids)
Biological process (GO): ATP synthesis coupled electron transport
Cellular component (GO): membrane
Molecular function (GO): NADH dehydrogenase (ubiquinone) activity; iron-sulfur cluster binding
Source: RefSeq, a predicted model, not a curated record